UUGUAAUGCAGGACAAACUAUAAUGUAAAUUAAAAUACAGUGAAAAAAGAUUUUGUUUUAUACUUUUGGGAAGAUCGAGCAAUGCAUUUGGAGAGGUAACAAAUCAACCAUAACACUUAACUGUAUCUGAACUGUUCCUUUAAGAGAUACAGAGUUGACACAUGAAUAACUUCCAACUCACCGGUCAGUGCCUCAACGACUGUUGGUCGCAUUACUGACCCGACCGAUCACAGAUGAGAGGAGUGAGUUAUUAUUAAGACUUUAACAGGUCAGAACUUUCAAACACUGGUGAAUAACUUCUGAUUGGGAUUACUGCUAAAUCUAUUAAAGUGUUGCAUUAUAACAGAGCCCACUAAACGAGUUGAACUGCAUGUGGUGUGGACUGUCGUGAUGACAGUCGGGAGGAGCAGUUCUGUCACCUUGGUUUGUCUCGGGCUCUCUUUAUUCCUCGUGGGUCCGUGUCAGUCGGGCUGUCGGGAAACGGGUCUAUGUUGCACCGGCAGGGACCCGUCAUGCAUCAGCAAAGGAUGGAGGUCCGACGGGUCCUAUGGCCCCUGCUACUGCGACCAAGCAUGUGUCUCCACUCUGGACUGCUGCCACGACUAUGAGACAGUCUGCCCAGCGCUGUCCUGUGUGGUGAGUGAGUGGACGGAGUGGUCAGGCUGUGCUGAGCCCUGCAGGGCCACAGUCCGCAGGCGGAGCAGGACGAUCCUGCAGGAGCCACUCAACGCAGGCAGACCGUGUCCCAAUCUGGAGGAGCAAGCCGGCUGCGCAGAGUUCUGGUCCCAGCAAGGGAACUGUCACAACCCACUUGUCCCAGCACUGAUUAUCACAGGAGGCUAUGGCAACGCCAGGAACAAAAGAGACAUCCCUGACAGCAGCGACAUUAUAAUAGGGUAUUGUGUCCAGUUUCAGUUGACCUCUCUGACUAAAGGAUGCCAGCAGAGUUCGGGCCCACACACCCAGUGGAUGCAGCACCUGAGGGAGGGGCACCAUGUGUGUGUCGAGUGCCAGCCGCCAGCUCUUGCUGCUGGACAGACGCAUUGUGCCGGAGACGGAGAGGAAAAUGAAGAGGGCAGAAGACAGUCUCUCCAGUGGCAGGCGGUGGGAAACCCUCGAUGCAGGGGUGUGUGGAGGCGUGUGGGGAGGCUGGAGGCCUGUUCCUGCCCAACAGCCCACAGCUUCCUCUUUAUCUAACCUCCUCCUCUACAUGUUUACUCACACUUGUGUUUAAAGAACAAUCUGCCAGCAAAUUAAAUAC
Anarrhichthys ocellatus (wolf-eel) is the source of this 1261-nucleotide messenger RNA. Its product is annotated as somatomedin-B and thrombospondin type-1 domain-containing protein. The record is from RefSeq and is a predicted model, not a curated record. The coding region runs from base 391 to 1197 and encodes 268 amino acids. The transcript is spliced from 5 exons. NCBI's taxonomy places the organism in Eukaryota, Metazoa, Chordata, Actinopteri, Perciformes, Anarhichadidae.